UUGAAAAUGUAGUGGAAUGGAUCGUUCAUUCAAUGGUUCGAGUGUUGUUUGUAUGUUUGGGAAACAUUUGCAGGUCUCCUUCAGCUGAAAACAUAUUCAGACAUUUGGUUAAAACAAAGGGCUUAGACUCUGUUGUUGAGUGUGACUCUUGUGGUACUGGAGCUUGGCACACUGGAGAGCCACCACAUCCGAAAGCUCUGGCCAUGGCUCAAAAAAGGAACAUUCCAAUGACCGGAAAAGCCCGAGCACUGAGAGACCAAGACAUAGAAGUAUUCGACUACAUUAUUCCCAUGGACCGAAGCAAUCUACGUGAUGUCAAAGACUUGGUUUCUCGUCACAAUAGAAAACCUAGAGUGGAGCUAUUGCUGAAGUUUGCAAAGAAUAAAAAACUUGCAGAGGAAUGCAACUGGGAAGUUCCAGAUCCUUUUUAUGGAUUUCUUUCAGGUGGCGUAUAUGGAGGGGAUGAAGAAUUCGAGUUUGUAUUUGAUCUUCUGGAAGACGCUUGUGAAGGACUUUUGGAAGCCAUAAUAUCCAAUAGAUCCACUUCGCCAACGUCUUCCGAAGCUAACUAACAGCGUCAAGAUAAAGCAACCCAAUUUUUG
Molecule: messenger RNA, 602 nt
Organism: Galdieria sulphuraria
Lineage: Eukaryota; Rhodophyta; Bangiophyceae; Galdieriales; Galdieriaceae
Product: protein-tyrosine phosphatase
Exons: 2
Coding region: 33-572 (179 amino acids)
Biological process (GO): protein dephosphorylation
Molecular function (GO): protein tyrosine phosphatase activity
Source: RefSeq, a predicted model, not a curated record